Oncorhynchus masou masou (cherry salmon) is the source of this 1758-nucleotide messenger RNA. Its product is annotated as probable flavin-containing monoamine oxidase A. Gene Ontology annotation, molecular function: oxidoreductase activity. The record is from RefSeq and is a predicted model, not a curated record. Lineage: Eukaryota; Metazoa; Chordata; Actinopteri; Salmoniformes; Salmonidae.
AUGACUGAAGAAACGUGGGAUGUUGUUAUUGUCGGCGUUGGGCUGUCAGGACUGAGUGCUGCUCAGACUCUGCGGAAGAGAAAUGGCAAACUCAGAAUAUUAAUUCUGGAAGGAAAAGACCGGGUAGGAGGACGAACUGUUACCCAGGAAUUACCUGCCGCUCGCGGCAUUGAUCGCUGGGACAUGGGAGGGCAGUGGGUUGGCAGCACUCAGACAUACGUCAUGGACCUCAUUCAGGAGUUUGGCCUGGAGGUCUACACGCAAUACACCACAGGUAAGAAAGUACACCACGUUGGUGGUCCUCAUGCCAAGGUUCGCACCAGCAGCACCAGUAUCCCUGCCCUCUCUACACUGGUGCUACUGGACCUGUCACAGCUCGUCUGGAAGAUUGACAGGUUGAGUUCCACAGUGUCAGUGGAGGACCCCAUGAAGAGCCUCAAUGCCCAGGAGUUGGACAGUAUGACCCUACAUUCCUACAUAGAGAAACAUGCCUGGACAGAAGAGAUGAAGGAGGAGAUGGGUGUGUGCAGCCGGGUUGUGUUUGGUAUGGAGCCCAAUCAGAUGUCCUUCCUCUACUUCCUCAUGUAUGCUGCAGCAGCUGGAGGUGUCCUGUGCCUGCUGGAGAGCACCCCAGGCUCAGCACAGGAGUUCAGGGUCAAGGGGGGAACCCAGCAGCUGUCAGAGCGUUUAGCCCAGCAGAUUGGGUGGGAGAGUGUCCGGCUGGGCAAGGCAGUGACGGCCAUAUGGCAGGACGAUGAGCAUGCCAAGGUGAUGACAGCCACCCACUCCUACCUGUGCAGAGCAGUGAUUGUCACCUGCCCUCCUCACCUGGCAGCUAAGAUCCACUACCAACCUGCUCUACCCAUUCAGAGAGAACACCUCACACAGAACAUGCCUGUUGGGCACUUGAUAACACACACACACACACACACACACACACACACACAUGAGAAGGGUUUCUCGGGAGAGAUAGUGGCACGACCCUCUGCGGAGUGUCCCUUGAGUGUCACCUUCGACGGCACCAGUCCCAGUGGGAGUGCUGCUCUCGUGGGCUUCAUCUCUGGCGUGCAGGCCUACAAUUGGAGCUCCAGAGAGCUGAGCGAGAGGAGGGAUGCUGUCAUUCUCAGCCUGGUGAAAUACCUGGGAGAGGAGGCUGCUAGCUACAUCCACUAUGAGGAGAAAGACUGGGCCUUGGAGGAGUACAGCGGGGGUUGUCCAGUUAAUGUCAUGGCACCGGGGCUGCUGACAUAUUACCACCCCAGCCUCCACACGCCCUGUGGCAGGAUCCACUGGGCCGGCACGGAGACGGCCACCCAGUGGUGUGGCUAUAUGGAUGGGGCAAUUCAGUCAGGUCAGAGGGCAGCCCUAGAAGUCCGAGCCAGGCUGUGCCCUUUCACCCUGACCCAGGAGGAGCAGGAGGCUGUGCAGGCUGCCCAGAACCAGAACCAUGAGUCUGGACCAUGCCAACCUGUACCUUCCACAUCCCAUCUCCGCAGGGCUCUGAUCCUCACCACACUCAUCAUGGCCACUGCUGUACUAUUGGCUCAGCCACAGCUCUGCCGAGACUGGAUUGGACAGGCUCGGCAGGUAGUGCUACGAAGCUCCACAGCCCAUUUCCACAUCGCCAGCCUCCAGCAGAGUGACAGGGUUCCACUGCUCAUUGUGUCACACGCCAAGUCGGAGUCCCAAGUUUCCAUGGCAACGGUCAGAGGGGUGCUGCAGACGCGAAGUGUUUCGACCCCCCUCAAUCUGGACUAG